Molecule: messenger RNA, 891 nt
Organism: Lodderomyces jiufengensis
Lineage: Eukaryota; Fungi; Ascomycota; Pichiomycetes; Serinales; Debaryomycetaceae
Exons: 1
Coding region: 1-891 (296 amino acids)
Source: RefSeq, a predicted model, not a curated record
AUGUCUUCAAAUUUAGUCGAUUUCACUGGAGCUGAUGCACCAAAAACUACUUUUUUUAACCAACAUUCAAAAAAUCACCAAAAGGAAAAAAAUAAUACAUUAUCUAACACUAAUACUGUUUCAAGUAAUAAAUCAUUACCUUCACCAGAAUCAAUCAAUCAAAAAAUCGAUAUUAUUGAAGUCUUUACCCAAUUAAAUAUUUUAGAAAACGAAUUAACUGAAUUUUUAGAAGCAGAAAAUAAUUCAAGUGAAAUUACAGCUUUUUCAAAAUUUGAUGAAUAUAAAAGUUCAUUUCACCAAAACGUAUCAAAUACAUCAAUUUAUGAUAUUUCUGGAGACACAUGGUAUGGAGAUUUCAACUCAUCAAAAUUAGAAAAAAUUAAAAAUUUUUGCAAAAAACAUUUACCAUUUUUAUUAUCAAAAGAAACAGAUGAACCAGAAGAUAUUUUAAACGUACUUUUAAAAACUCAUCACAAUAUUACUACACCAGGUUAUGAAACAUCUGAUAAUAAUAACAAACGUACUUUUGUAUUAAACAAAAAGGAUUUUAAAAAAAUGCAUCAAAUUUUAAAUGAAUAUUACCCACCUAAAGAUGGAAAAGUUAAUUUAAAAACCAAAAUUUCCAACUAUUACAAAAAAUUCAAAGACAAAAGAUCAAAAAAAAGAAGAUUAAGAGCAGAAAAAAAUUUGGUUCCAAUUAUUAAAACCACCCAAAAUGAUAAUUAUUCAAUUGAAAUUGAAAAUUGCAAAAAAGCUGAUGAAAUUUCUAUUGAUGAAUUUUUAAAAAACUUAAAUGACGAACAAGCUUUAAAAUAUGAAAGAGAAGAACAAGAUUACUAUUUUACACCAAGACUUGAUCAAGUCAGAACAUAUUAUCAAUCAAUUCAUUAA